This is a messenger RNA of Drosophila takahashii, 1056 nucleotides long. It is a transcript of the gene rumi, whose product is annotated as rumi. The record is from RefSeq and is a predicted model, not a curated record. Gene Ontology annotation, biological process: positive regulation of Notch signaling pathway; protein O-linked glycosylation. NCBI's taxonomy places the organism in Eukaryota, Metazoa, Arthropoda, Insecta, Diptera, Drosophilidae. Gene Ontology annotation, molecular function: UDP-xylosyltransferase activity; UDP-glucosyltransferase activity. Gene Ontology annotation, cellular component: endomembrane system.
GCAGCGAUCCCAAGGACCCUGAUUGCUCCUGCCAUGCGGAUGUUUUAAAUAGAGAUCUCGCGGCCUACAAGUCAACAGGUGUCAGCCGGCAAAUGAUCGAGAGUUCCGCGAGAUUCGGCACCAAAUACAAGAUCUACGGCCAUCGAUUGUACCGCGAUGCCAACUGCAUGUUCCCCGCCCGCUGCCAGGGCAUCGAGCACUUCCUCCUACCGCUGGUGGCGACGCUGCCCAACAUGGACCUGGUGAUCAACACCCGGGAUUACCCGCAACUGAAUGCCGCCUGGGGAAACUCCGCCGGUGGCCCGGUUUUCUCAUUCUCUAAGACCCACGAUUACCGCGACAUCAUGUAUCCCGCCUGGACCUUCUGGGCCGGCGGACCGGCCACCAAGCUGCAUCCCCGUGGCAUCGGUCGCUGGGAUCAGAUGCGCGAGAAGCUGGAGAAGCGAGCGGCUGCGAUUCCCUGGUCGCAGAAGAGAAACCUCGGCUUCUUUCGCGGCUCACGCACCUCCGACGAGCGCGACUCUCUGAUCCUGCUCUCCCGCCGCAAUCCGCAGCUGGUGGAGGCGCAGUACACCAAGAAUCAGGGCUGGAAGUCCCCGAAAGAUACACUCGAUGCACCCGCAGCCGAUGAAGUCUCCUUCGAGGAUCACUGCAAGUACAAGUACUUGUUUAAUUUCCGUGGCGUGGCCGCCAGUUUCCGGCUGAAGCACUUGUUCCUCUGCAAAUCGCUCGUCUUCCAUGUGGGCGACGAGUGGCAGGAGUUCUUCUACGACCAACUGAAGCCCUGGGUGCACUAUGUGCCGCUAAAGAGCUACCCCAGUCAGCAGGAAUACGAGCAAAUAUUGGAGUUCUUCAAGAGGAACGAUUCGCUGGGCCAGGAGAUUGCCCAGCGGGGAUACGACUUCAUCUGGCAGCAUCUGCGCAUGAAGGACAUCAAGUGCUACUGGCGCAAGCUGCUCAAGAGCUAUGUGAAGCUGCUCAAUUACGAGGUGCAGCCCGAGGAUCAGCUAAUCUAUAUUGCGCCUACAAAGGAUGAGCUGUAGAAAUUAGGAAUUA